Molecule: messenger RNA, 1902 nt
Organism: Cylas formicarius (sweet potato weevil)
Lineage: Eukaryota; Metazoa; Arthropoda; Insecta; Coleoptera; Brentidae
Product: fatty-acid amide hydrolase 2-A-like
Exons: 9
Coding region: 138-1709 (523 amino acids)
Source: RefSeq, a predicted model, not a curated record
UUUAACAGCUGCGUAAUGGCUGUGUUUUUCUGUUCAGUUCCACGGAAAACAAUUUCAAACUAACCGACCGGACUAUUCCUCGUUCGUCGGUGUUGCGUCUAAAAAAUUAUAUUUGACUCCAUUCUUGGUAAACCGCUAUGGAACUAAUCUUCAACAUGAUGUUAGUGUUCGUCAGAUUUAUGCAUUUCGUCACGUGUCCCAUUUAUAAUUUCAUAUAUAGAGGCAAGAAGGAAGUAGUGUCCCCAGUAAGAGAUCCGCUCUUGAAAAUUCCCGCCAUCGAGUUGGCAAGAAGGAUAAGAUCUAAGGAGAUGUCUAGCGAGGAAAUAUGUGAAGCGUACAUUGGCAGGAUCAAAGAAGUCAACCCCAUUAUAAACGCCGUCGUGGAGGACCGCUUUGAGGAAGCGAUGAAAGACGCAAAAGCGGUCGAUGAAUAUUUAAAAACGACAUCUCUGUCAGAGUUGGAGAUCGAAAAGAUCAAACCUUUACUCGGGGUACCGAUGACUAUUAAAGAAAGCUGUUCGGUGGAGGGGAUGAGUACCAGCGUCGGAGUUGUAAGUAGAGCCGGCAUGAAAGCGGAGAAGGAUUGCGACGCCGUAGCUAUUUUGAGAUCAUCGGGUGCCAUCUUACUGUUGGUGUCCACCACACCAGAGUUGUGUCUCAGUUGGGAGACGUACAAUUUCAUUACGGGUUGUACGAAAAACCCGUACGACAGCACUCGCACAAGCGCCGGCUCCAGCGGCGGGGAAGGCGCUUUGUUAGGGGCCGGAGCUUCAGUGAUUGGCCUUGCUUCGGAUAUUGGAGGGUCCAUCAGACUUCCUGCCAUGUUCAAUGGAGUUUUCGGCCAUAAACCUACUCCUCAAAUUGCGAGUAUUAUAGGUCACGUGCCUUUCUGCGUCGACGAGAGGAACAGCCUCUACUUGGUCAUGGGUCCGAUGGCACGCUAUGCUUGCGAUCUCAGAUUUAUGUUAAGAGUCAUGGUGGGUAAUAAGAUGAGUGCGGAGCUUAAGCUGGAUGAACCGGUAAACUUAAGCGACUUGAAUGUAUUUUACAUGGUGGACUUUGGAAGUGGAUUAACUCAACUGCCGGUAGAGAGCAGUAUUAAGAACGCUAUCAAGAGCGCGACCAAGCAUCUGACCGCCACGUGUGGCGCGAAGCUCAAAGAACACAAAUUCCGGCACUUCAAAGACGCCAUCACGGUCUGCGGGUCCACCAUAUCGAGUAUGCGGCAGGUGCCUAAUUCGCUAAAAAUGGCCAACGCCAAUCUUGCAGUGGAAUUAAUCAAGUCGAUGUGCGCACUCUCCAAGUUUACCUUAAAUAUGAUGUUUUUUAAUUUCCUGCGGAUAGUGUACAAGUACUUAGUUUCUGAUUACAUGGUGAAAAACGAAAUGUGGCAGACUGCGAUCGCGGAAAAGCUUAGCAACAAUGGUGUGCUCAUACUGCCUUCGUUCGUGGGACCUGCCCACAAACACCAUCAAUUCUACUUCAAACCGGCCUUCGGCUAUCUUGUAAUUGCCAACGCUCUGGGGCUACCUUCCACCAGUGUCCCAUGCGGGUUCGAUCACCGUGGCCUGCCUAUUGGAAUUCAGAUUUUAGGAGCACCUGGACAGGAUAGGCUAUGUCUGGCAGUGGCAGAAGAAUUGGAAGGAUACUUUGGAGGAUGGGUGUCGCCUAAUGAAGUAUCCAUCAAAGUGUUUGGAGGCGAUGAGUAGUGAAGAGAGCAGACUGCAAAUUUGUGACUUUGGUUUAAAAUAAAAACUAAUAAAUUUCAAAACUUCAUUAUUUUAUUAGUCUCUCUCGCAAAAUCAACAUUAUUAAACCAUCUGUAAAUACUUUUUAUCAAAUGCAAACAAUAGAUAAUAUAGAAUCUAUUGACGGAGGUAAGCAAUUAUUAUAAUAUAGAUA